Quercus robur (English oak) is the source of this 3272-nucleotide messenger RNA. RefSeq names its product receptor protein kinase TMK1. Gene Ontology annotation, molecular function: ATP binding; protein kinase activity; protein binding. The record is from RefSeq and is a predicted model, not a curated record. Gene Ontology annotation, biological process: protein phosphorylation. Bases 173 to 3061 code for a protein of 962 amino acids. Lineage: Eukaryota; Viridiplantae; Streptophyta; Magnoliopsida; Fagales; Fagaceae. The transcript is spliced from 2 exons.
CUAACUUGAAACUUCUCUCUGUCUUUUUGCUACGUUCAGUUUCCAAGUUCCAACCUUUGUGUUUUCUUGUUUCUUAACUCAACCCAGCUCAUCCAAUGCACCUGAAACAACCUUGAAAAACCUUCUUCACAAACUUUCCUAAACACCCAUCUCUCUGCUUCCCUCUCUAAAAAUGAAGAAGAAAACUCACUCUGAACACAACAACAAGCUCUUGCUUUUAGCCAUUGUUGUUUCUGGGUUCUCUUCAAUCUUCCUCUGUGUUAGCUCUCAAGCAAACCCGCCGGCGAGUUCAGAUGACACUUCAGUAAUGUUAGCUCUCAAGAAGACUCUCAAUGCACCCGACUCUCUCGGCUGGUCUGACCCGGACCCUUGCCUCUGGAACCAUGUGGUCUGCUCAGAUAACAAACGGGUCACCCGGAUCCAAAUCGGCCAUCAAAGCCUCAAAGGUACACUCCCUCCAACCCUGCAAAACUUGACCCAACUGGAACGCUUAGAGCUUCAAUUCAACGAACUCUCAGGUCCACUUCCUAGCUUAAAUGGCUUAGCUUCAUUACAAGUACUUUUACUAAGUAGCAACCAGUUUAGUUUCAUUCCUAGUGAUUUCUUUACUGGUAUGUCUUCGCUUCAGUCUCUUGAGAUUGAUAAUAAUCCAUUUGCCGGUUGGGAAAUCCCUGAAACUCUGAAAGACGCUUCCACACUUCAGAACUUUUCGGCCAACUCGGCCAAUAUUACUGGAACCAUACCCGAGUUUUUCAGUGCCGAUGUGUUUCCUGGUCUGACUAAUUUGCACUUGGCUUUCAAUAGCUUACAAGGUGGCUUGCCUUUGACAUUUGCUCACUCACAAAUUGAGUCCUUGUGGGUUAAUGGGCAAGCAAGUGAUGGUAAGCUUAGUGGCCCCAUUGAUGUUAUACAAAACAUGACUUUCUUGCAAGAGGUUUGGUUGCAAAGUAAUGCCUUUUCGGGUCCUUUGCCCGAUUUUACAAGCUUGAAAGAGUUGGAGAGCUUGAGUUUGAGGGAUAACAAGUUUACAGGCCCUGUGCCGGUGUCAUUGUUGAGUCUUAAAUCUUUGAAGGUAGUGAAUUUGACAAACAAUUUGCUUCAAGGACAAAUGCCUGAGUUCUCAAGUGGGGUGGUAAUGGAUAUGUCCAGUGACUCAAAUAGCUUUUGUUUGCCCACUCCUGGUAAGUGUGAUUCUAGAGUGAAUACAUUGCUUUCGAUUGUGAAAUUAAUGGGUUAUCCGCUAAAGUUUGCGACUAGUUGGACUGGAAAUGAUCCGUGUGUGAAUUGGAUUGGGAUCACUUGUAGCAAUGGGAAUAUAACUAUUGUGAAUUUUCAGAAUCUGGGUCUUACAGGUUCGAUUUCUACGGAGUUUUCAUCUCUCAAAUCGUUGCAAAAACUCAUACUUGCUGAUAACAAUCUUACGGGUUCAAUUCCGGUGGAACUUACUACUCUGCCUGCGCUUGCUGAGCUAGAUGUUUCAAACAAUCAGCUGUAUGGGAAAAUCCCAGCUUUUAAGAGUAAUGUGAUGGUGAAGACUAAUGGUAACCCUGAUAUAGGAAAGGAGAAAAGUAGUUCUUCAACUUCAGGUGCACCAUCUCAGAAUCCAGUGAGUCCAUCUACAGGUACAGGUUCUCAAAAUAGCGGUGGUUCUGGAAAAGGUGGCAAGAAAUCCUCGACAAUUAUAGGAUUAAUUGUGUUUUCCAUCGUUGGAGGUGUGUUUCUGAUUUUCUUGAUUGGUUUGUUGGUUUUCUGUCUGAACAAGAUGAAGCAAAAGCGAUUUAGCAGAGUACAGAGCCCAAAUGCAAUGGUGAUUCAUCCUCGCCAUUCUGCAUCUGAUAGUGAGAGUGUGAAGAUCACAGUUGCAGGUUCGAGUGUUAGUGUUGGUGCAGUCAGUGAGGCGCAAAAUCUUCCUAGCGGUGAGCCUGGUGACAUACAAAUGGUUGAAGCAGGUAACAUGGUGAUAUCGAUCCAAGUCCUCAGGAACGUGACUAACAAUUUCAGUGAACAAAAUAUAUUAGGACAAGGAGGUUUUGGGACUGUCUACAAAGGGGAGUUGCAUGAUGGUACUAAGAUUGCAGUAAAGAGAAUGGAGUCCGGGGUAAUAGCUGGCAAGGGAUUGACUGAAUUUAAGUCUGAGAUUGCCGUUUUGACUAAGGUCCGGCACCGGCAUCUUGUUGCCCUUCUUGGUUACUGCUUGGAUGGGAAUGAGAGGCUUCUUGUAUAUGAGUACAUGCCUCAGGGCACACUCAGCAGGCAUAUAUUCAACUGGGCAGAAGAAGGAUUGAAACCACUGGAAUGGACCAAAAGGUUGACCCUUGCCUUAGACGUGGCAAGGGGUGUUGAGUAUCUCCAUGGGUUGGCCCAUCAAAGCUUUAUACAUAGGGACUUAAAGCCUUCAAACAUUCUUCUUGGAGAUGAUAUGAGAGCUAAGGUUGCGGAUUUUGGCCUUGUGCGUCUUGCUCCAGAAGGGAAAGGCUCAAUUGAGACAAGAAUUGCUGGAACUUUCGGAUACUUGGCGCCGGAAUAUGCAGUUACUGGUCGAGUGACAACCAAGGUCGACAUAUUUAGUUUUGGGGUGAUUUUGAUGGAGCUAAUCACUGGGAGAAAAGCACUCGAUGAGACCCAGCCUGAGGAGAGCAUGCACCUUGUAACAUGGUUCAAAAGAAUGUACAUCAACAAGGAUUCGUUCUGCAAGGCAAUUGACCCCACGAUUGACCUCAAUGAGGAAACAAUUGCGAGUAUAAGCAAAGUUGCUGAGUUGGCAGGAUAUUGUUGUGCAAGGGAACCAUUUCAAAGACCCGACAUGGGUCAUGCUGUCAACGUGCUGUCAUCUCUGGUUGAGCUUUGGAAACCAAGUGACCAAAAUCCAGAAGACUUGUAUGGCAUUGACCUCGAAAUGUCCUUGCCUCAAGCACUUAAGAAGUGGCAGGCUUAUGAAGGUGGAAGCAACAUGGAAUCUUCUUCCUCUUCACUUGUUCCAAGUUUAGACAAUACUCAGACCAGCAUACCAACACGCCCAUACGGAUUUGCUGAGUCUUUUACAUCUGCAGAUGGCAGAUGAGAAGUGGUUGUAAAUGAUGUUGAUGCUGGUUUUGCAUGUUCAUUCUAAUGCUUCUUCCUUGCUGUUCUCUGUGUAGACUUGGUUGGUCUCUUGAUGUGUUAUAGUCUCAUCCCACUGUCUGAUAUUUUUCUUGGUAAUGCAGUUUAAUAUUCAUCACUUGUUUUUGGAAAUGAAAUGAGUUAGAUUCUCAAAGACACCAUUUUUGUUGAUA